Penicillium salamii is the source of this 678-nucleotide messenger RNA. The record is from the annotation of a GenBank genome assembly. Lineage: Eukaryota; Fungi; Ascomycota; Eurotiomycetes; Eurotiales; Aspergillaceae.
AUGGAGUACGAGAAACACUUCAUUCCUCUGGAAUCCGAUCCUCAAAUAUUCACGAGUUUGAUGCACAACCUGGGUGUUCCUCAGUUUUACAAAUUCAUUGAUAUUUGGUCUCUGGAAACAGAUCAAUUAGAGAACAUUCGUUUUAAUAUCCGAAAUCCUGUCGAAGCCUUGAUCCUUAUCCUGCCAGACUGUCCUGCGUAUGCAGAGCAGAGAAUCGAACAUAGCAUUUCGAAAGAAGACAUUCUUUGGCUGAAGCAGACUAUAAACAAUGCCUGCGGACUUUAUGCCAUCCUGCAUUGCAUUUGCAACACUUUGGACACUAGGAAACUUGAUCCAGGCUCCUUCAUCGAUGGUCUUAUGAAGGAGAUAUCAGCCGAACCCGCCAUAUAUCUGCAAAAUUCGCCUGACCUGGAUUUAAUCUAUCGCAAUGCCGCUUUGAGUGGCUCUUCAGAGCCUCCUGCCGCUGAGACUGAAAUCGACCAUCAUUAUAUAUGCCUGGUCAGGCGUUCAGGUUGUCUCUAUGAAUUGGAUGGGGACAGAACCGGGCCAAUAUACCGAGGUAGCGUGAACGAUGAUGAGGACACAUUGUCAGAAUUGGGCUGCAAUAUUCUCAAAAUGUAUAUGAACAACUGCCCCGAGGGAAGCUUCAGUCUGCUAGCUCUGGUGAAUUCUAGCUAG